ACCCGGUGGGUGCGCGGCAGCGGUGUCCCGGCAACGGCGCGCGGCGGCCGUUGGGGUUUGCGCGCGGCGCCCUCGCUCCGUGGCCGUACCGCCGCCCCCUCAGCCCGGCCGCGGAGCGGAGGGGAGCCCAGCCCGAUCGGUGAGAAACAAAAGCGGCUCCUGCCCGCUGCGAUGGCUCCCUCCGGCCGGGAGGGUGCCCUCCGCCUCCCCGCCUGCCUCCUGGCUGCUCUUCGCUUGCAGGCCCUGGGGGGCGCGGGGCUGGUGGGCCGCGGGCGUUUGGGCUCGGCGGCACCAACCUAAGAAGCCUUCUUUCUUCCUACGUUAGUAAUAAUAGUACUGGCUCUUAGGUAGACCGGGGUGCCUCCUUCUCUUUGCUGGCCUCACUUGUGUUUCACUCUGAAAUGUAAUUCCACUCAACCCUUUUCCACCUCUGACUGGAUGGAAAAAGGUGCUGCCUGCUGGCCAUGGCUUUCAGGGACGUGAACCCAAGAAGACAUAUUGGACUUCAGCAACUCUCAUCCUUAGCGUUAGCUGGAAGAACAUUAUUGGGGCCAGUGAAAUCAUGUAAAUUCAUUGUGGACGAAAGCACCAACCAGAGCACAUUGAUUUGUUCUGCUGUUAGACUGAUUGAAAGUUUGGAUUUAACUAGUGCUGCUGGACAGCUUCUUAAUGAAACCAUUCAGGCACAAAACAAGGAGUUUAAGACUGGGAUGAGUACCCUGUUGUUUCUGGUUGGUGCGUGGAGCAAUGCCGUAGUGGAGUGCCUCCAGCAGAAUGUUCCUGUUUCAGCAAUAGUAUCUGUGAUGUCUGAGGGGUUGAACUCUUGCUGUGAGAGAGUCCAGUGUCUUCAAAUAUCAAUACGUGAUGUAAACAAAGAGCUGUGUUCUAGCAGUGUUGGGCCAAAAACUUUUAAAAGCCAAACUUGCCAAAUUGGACGUGACAGUCUUCAAAAUCCUCAGAUUUUCCCAUAUUUUCAGAAAAAUAUUUCUGCACCAGGAGAUGUAAUUCCAAUAAUUUUUUGUUCCCAUCAAGAAGAUGAUUGUAAUUUUAGCAAGCACCUGGUUUCACCUUUGUCUGGCUUUGGUUCAGCAGCUUCUCUUGUCAAGCCAGCAGGUGACAGAAGUACAUGUGUGAUUUCUGGAAGAGGUGUUACUGCAUCCAGCUGUAACAAACAGAAGUUAACCCAUAGCAGGUACUUCAGCACUCGAGGAAGAAGUCAUUUUUCAAGUCAGCAAGGUAAUUUUCAGGGAUGCCUUUCAGGACCAUCAGCAGAUCCAUGUGAAUGUUAUGGUUUGGGACACCUGGCUAUGGCUCUGAGCCCUGGCAAUCAGACUGGCACCAAACUGCUACAAAGCAUCAUUGCAUAUCAGCAGGCGAGAGCGGAAUGCAGGGGCUCUUCCCAGUUUAAUAUUGCAGAAAUUGUGACGUGUUGUUUACUGGGCCUGCCUGAAAGCUAUUCUUGUGUCUCCCCGGGCUUUGUCACGUUAGUAUCACCAGAACAAGCCACAGUUAUCAAAUACUUUGAAGACAAACCCCUUCGGAUUCUGCUAGUGGAUGGUGACUUAACUGAACAAUAUCGUCACUUAGGUUUUAACAGACCAUGUAAUGUGAGGACCAUAUUGGAGCAUCCUGGCCUACAGGACAGAAAGGAAGGAGACUUGUGGCUAAGCGAAAUGUUAGAUAUUCUGAUAAGCUUUGAAGUAAACUUGGUUUUGGUCAAAGGAAAUUUGUGUGAAAACAUGAUGGAAAGAUGUAUAGCAAACAGUAUCUUGGUAAUUGGUUCUGUGACUCGGGAUGUGUUGUGUGCCUUUGGGGAGGUCACCAGUGCUCAGCCAGUGACAUACCUCACCCAGCUGAAUGCUGCUUGUGUGGGGAACGGGGCCCAGGUGGAGCUGUGGAAGGCCUGCGACGGGCGUGCAGUGGAUCUUGGUGAGGUUGUGCCAGUCAGGAUAAAAGCGCGGGGAACUCCCCUGCUCACAGCUGUGCUUACCACAGCUGUAGCCGCGAAGAUGCAGCUCAUUGAAGACCAGUUCUGGACUUCAGUGUAUCGACUCCAUCAUGCUUUAAAUGAUGAGAAGGUUUUUCUUGGUGGUGGUGCAGUGGAGCUCUUGUGCCUUAGUCACAUUCAGAUGCUUGCAGAACAGCCUUUACAGCCAGCAAAUAAAAAUGCUGUGAAAGAGUUUCACAAUCGUUGGCUGGCAGCAUCUGCGACCGAAUAUAAAUCAGUUGUGCUCCAAGCACUAGCAAGUGGCUGGAAGCAGUAUCUUUCAGUGGUUAUGUGUAACGCUGCGAAAGCUGUAUCGGAGUUGGAAGCAUAUAGCUCAGUUGAUCACCACCUCAAAAAAGCAGCUGACUGUGGCUCUGCCUCAGCGUAUAUAUGGGAAGAGUUUAGAAGAGGUGGUCUUCUCAGGGGUGGUUCUGGUCCCCUUGCUGACCAUGGAGUGGGUUUAAAUGUUUAUGAUAAUGUUACAGCCAAGACAGAGGCAUGGCGGAGAGCUCUAGACUUGGUGCUGCUAGUGCUUCAAACAGAUGCUGAAAUUAUCACAGGUCUCAAAAGGAAUCAGCUAUUGAAGUCACACAUGUCAAGUGAAUUUAUGUUUUUAUAGGACUUGCAGGAUUUAUUUAUAAGUCCCGAGUCAGUGGAAGAAGUCCAGGUGCAACCUACAUUUCUUUGUAGUUUAUAAAGCAAAUGUUUAGAUGUGACUAUGACUUUAGAGUGUAACGGCAGAAAUCAGAAUGUGAGACAGUCACAAGGUACAUAUAAUUUCCCAUUUCUAGAAACGGGAGUUAAAUAACAAACAAAAAUCACUCGUGGGCUUACCUAUAGCUCCAGCUGUGCAUUUCUAACUAAUGAUAUUGUCCAUAUGAAUAGAUUAAUCCAGCCAAACUGACUUCUCUGAUCUUAUUUGGCAGAGCAGAUGUGCAGUUCUUUUUUUCAGGAUAAUGAGGAGCACUGGGCAGGUGGGUACAUGUUGAGUGUAGUUGCAGAAAAGUUUGAUACCUUGGAUAUGCUGAUGUUCUGAACAUGCACUGACUGUGUAAGGUAUUUGGACUUGUGAUCUAUAAAUUAUUGUUUAAUGUCUUUUCAUGUCUUCUAAAGAAGGAUAGGGAUUUCUUAUAUAACAUUGUCAUACUUGUGUUAAAUGAAAGAAUAUACAUAACAUAAUUUUUAAUUAAUAUCUUGCUCUUAAUUUCUGUAUGUUGCAAAUGUCAGUUAAAAUUGCAGUAAUUUAUGAGCAUUACAUUUUAUGCUAAGAGAUUGUAUUAGUAGAUUCUAGUUUUGCAUAUUUAUAUGAGCCAUAUAUCUUCUAUUUUCAAAUACAUACUCUUUGGAAUGUCUCUCGUUUUGACAUAAAUUAAGGCUGAAUCCUCCCUUUUGGUAUUAGAAACCGGAUGUUAGCUCUACACAAAGUUUUCUUUUACAUCAGGAGUUGGAUUCUUAGAUUAUUUCCUUUGGGCUCUUUCGGUUAUUCUUGCAUAGAGGAAAAUGUUGUAUGUUUUAGCUGUUGGCUAAAAACUGAAAAUGAAUCUCUCAUGAUGAUUGAGGCAAGGCGUUUUUACUGUGUUUCAGCACUUAAAAUUUAAAGCAGAGCCAUGGAGAACUGGCACUUUGUUGCAAGAAAGAGGUGUGUAACUAUGGAGAUAUUUUUUCUGAACUUGGCAUUCUGAAUCACACUAAAGUGAAAUGUCUCACCAGUCCAGUGAAAACAGAAUGGAAAAAGAAUAGAAAUGGUGACACUAAAGCAGAUUCUUGCAUUUAGGUACUUUCUCAUUAAAAUGCUAAUGAUGGCAAUACUCAGGUUAAGCAUUUACUCCUUGUGAUUGCUGGUGCUGGUGGCAGAGAGUCCUCCUGUGGUGAAAGCUGACGCGGGGUGGGCUAAAGAGUGUUUUCUGAGUUGUGAUUCAGUGGAAAGUCAGGCAGAAAGCGAGUGCUUAUUUUACUGUUAGAGCCUUCACUGCUACUUAUUUACUAUUUUAAGUGGAUGUUUUCUCUUCUGGCCUUAUUUUCCUUGUGGUAUCUCCCUACUGCGGAAGACAUGUCAGAGAAGAGCCAUCAGCUGCCUCAACCCCCUGUGACCACUGGCAGUACCCCAGUUGACUUGUACUGAGCCUUAACACGGUUCUCUGCCUCUGUGCCCUGUUGAAGUUGCUCUUUCCUCCUGGGGAGGCCCUUCCCCUCUACCUGUGCAUUUCACAGUGCCUAAUUCCAGAGGGCUUGAGUUAAUGAAAAGGAAAAACAGCUCCUAAAAUGUCUUCCUUGGAGUGCCAACAUUUUGGCAUUAUAUCCCAUUAUAAUUGUCAGUAGAUACUUGACAGUAUCUGAUGUUUUCUACCUCUUUCAUGUUCUCCAAUUUUUUUUUGCUUCUUUGAUGUCUUCAUCUCCAUAACACACAACUCCAUAACCUAUACCGCAUUCAGCUAAAAAUAGCCCUUUUUGCUGGGAGUUCCCCAGAGAGGUGGAAUACGCUACUGAGGUUCUAAAUUAACCUUAAACAUGAGAUGAAAUUGGGAUCUGUAGAAACAGGUUUUGAGUGUUGAACUGACCAGGAGCCCUAACUUAAUUUUUAUGAGGAAAAGAAUCCAUCUAAAUGUGCUUUAUCCUGAAGCUUUCUUCUAUGCUAGUAUCAAAUUGUAUACUCGGAUCUUUCAUAGAGUUGUUUACCCAAGUGGUUCACAGUAUAUAAGGAAAAGAAAGACACAAAUAAUGAAAUUAAUCCUUAGAUAUGGUUUAGAUACAUACAGGUGUAU
Messenger RNA from Tyto alba (common barn owl), 4749 nucleotides. It is a transcript of the gene BBS12, whose product is annotated as Bardet-Biedl syndrome 12. Gene Ontology annotation, biological process: chaperone-mediated protein complex assembly; photoreceptor cell maintenance. The record is from RefSeq and is a predicted model, not a curated record. The transcript has 3 exons. NCBI's taxonomy places the organism in Eukaryota, Metazoa, Chordata, Aves, Strigiformes, Tytonidae. Gene Ontology annotation, molecular function: ATP binding. Bases 465 to 2606 code for a protein of 713 amino acids.